Lasiodiplodia theobromae is the source of this 1716-nucleotide messenger RNA. Its product is annotated as Sporulation protein Rmd8. The record is from RefSeq and is a predicted model, not a curated record. Bases 1 to 1716 code for a protein of 571 amino acids. NCBI's taxonomy places the organism in Eukaryota, Fungi, Ascomycota, Dothideomycetes, Botryosphaeriales, Botryosphaeriaceae. The transcript has 4 exons.
AUGGCGUCCACGACAUCAGCGAAGUCCAAACGGGGUCCCACGGUGCUGGUCACCGAUGCCCGCGAGGUGGUGCAGCAGCGCCCGCCGCCGAUGCCGCGCACCGCCACAACGCGCCUGAUCAGCGUCGACAACGUGCUGCAGUACGCCUCGGAGAUUCCGUCCGGCCAGCGCCGCGGGCCCGCCCCGGAGCGCCCGCGGCACACGCGCACGCCGUCGGGCAGGCACCCGCUGGAGCCCAAGCUGAGCGGCCGCAUGGCUCCGCAGUACAUGCCGUCGCGGUCGAGCAAGGUCAGCGAGAAGCUGGUGCUGCUGCCCGAGGCCGACGAGGAGAAGGCUGAUGAUGACGACCUGCUUGAGGGCUUCCGCGACGACGAGGACGCCGGCCCCCCGGACGACAAUGAGCUGGAACGUAUUAGGAGCCAGCGUGCUGGCGUCAAGGAGAAGUCAUAUGCCGAGCGUCUGCCCAAGGCCAGGCGUGCUGAGAAGCUGGCCCGCGUGACGGCAUACUGUACUGCCCAGUCGUACAAGUUGCGCCCAACCGCGGAUUUCGUCAAGAACCAGCACGGCGCCCGGACCAAGCUGUACGACGAUUGCUUGUACACUGUAUACCACCUACCGCUCCUGGGAGGCCAUGAUGGAUACAGGGUUCGCAGCAGUCCGGUGUUGAAGAGCCCUGGCGGAAAGAGUGUGCUGGACGAAGAGAUUGAGCGAAACGAGAAUAGGGAAUACCACGAGGGCUACUUCGGCGACAACGAGCGCUACGGCAUACGGGCGCACGAAGACGGAGAGUCUCCCAGCCAGAGUCCUCGCAACGGCAGCGUGUCAAGGACAUCAGAUGACAUGCUCGAAUCACCACGCUCGCCGCAUCGGGACAGUUCCCAGCGCUCAAUGUCCCCACCAAGGAUUGCUCCUGAUGCUCUUGCAUUCGGUGAGAUGUUCGUCUACUCCUAUGGCGUUGUUGUCUUCUGGAACUUUACCGAACGCCAGGAGAAGGACAUAUUGGCCGACCUCACUUUUUCGCAAUCCAUCACCAACGUGGCUCUGGUGACGCGCCCGCAGCAGGAAGAGGACUUUGAGACCGAGGAGUUCCACUUCGAGUACAACCCGGAAAUCAACAGGCCCCGUGUCUACAAUGACAUGAUCACCUUGCGGAGUGGUGACCAUAUGAUCAAGUUGGCCAUGAGCCAUGCCAUCGCCCAGAGCACGAAGCUGUGUUUCUUCGAGGAAAGAAUGGCACAGAUCAUGAUCAAGGCGCAAUACGUACCCCGACGUCUCGCCCUCACCGGAAAGCUGGGCAUGCAGCGCGAGGAAGUCGUGAGCAUGUUGGGGCAGCUUUUUGCAAGCAGAGUAGAUGUUAAUCUUUCUUCGAAUAUGCUCGACGUCCCCAACUUCUUCUGGGAAUCGGAACCAACACUGCACCCGCUUUACGCCGCCAUCCGCGAAUACCUCGAGAUCAAGCCCCGCAUCCAAGUCCUCAACGAGCGUUGCCGCGUCUUCCUAGAUCUUGCCGAAAUACUGAGUGACUCCAUCGCCGACAAGAAGAUGACUCGCAUCACCUGGAUCAUCAUCAUCCUCAUCAUUCUCUCCAUCCUCGUCACCUGCUCCGAGGUCUUCCUCCGCUUCGGCAUCCUCACCUCAGGCAAGCACAAAGCGCCGGCGGCCGAUGGCGGCGUGCCGCUGCCCAUGUGCUCACCGCGAGAAGAGCUGCUGCAGUAG